AUGUCGUCCGGUCUGGCGACGGAGCGCAGGGGCCAUGCAGCUCUCAAGCCAUCGAAGCCUGUCGGACGCUACAGGCCAGGUAUCGCACCUCAAGGCCAAGCACUCGCAUCAGAUUCGGACUCUGAUGAGGAGCACGAGCAAGCUGCUCAAGCUGAAGAGGCCGCAUUGGAAGCAGAAGAAGCAGAGGAUCUAGGCCGACAAGAUCUAGCUGUACCCGCCAAAGCAGCCAAGCCGUCCAUCAGACUACGAGAUGUCACGCUGCCCGCUGCUCAAGCUCAAGUGGACGGUUCCUCGUCGAGCGAGUAUGAGACAGACUCAGAGGCGGAAGCUGCUGCCACGGCAAAGACAAGCAAGGUCGCACCGACGGCUGAGUCAUCCUCCGAGUACGAGACAGAUUCUGAAGAUGAUGUCAAACCGAUCUACAAGCCCGUCUUUGUACCCAAACGUCAACGCGAGAACGGAGCUACCAAUCUGCCUGGAGUCAUGUCAAUCGAAGAACAAGAGCUGGACCAUCAGGCCCGACUCGAAGCGCAGAGAAGAGAGUCACACGCUCUGAUUGCCCAAUCGAUCCAACGAGAACUGGCCUCGAAAGAGAAAGAGGAGGUCUUUCCCGGAUUUGACGAUAGAGAUGGGGUGGAUCCGACUGCCGAAUUCGAAGCCUGGAAGCUGAGAGAGCUAUUGAGGCUUCAACGCGAUCAGGCAGCCCGGUAUGCUCGCGAGCAAGAGAGAGAGGAGAUCGAACGACGACGCGCUAUGCCGGAAGAAGUCAGACUGCGAGAAGAUCUCGAGCGAGCCGAGCAAUCUCGUCAGGAGAAGCCCAAAGGAUCUCAAGCCUUUUUGCAAAAGUACCACCACAAAGGCGCUUUCUAUGCGGACGACGAGAUACUCAAGCGGCACGACUAUACCCAAGCCACGGGCGCAACGAUCAAGAAUGCCUCGAGCUUACCCGCCGUCAUGCAGAAGAAGAAUUUUGGCAAAGCUCAUCAGACAAAGUACACGCACUUGCGAGAUCAAGAUACCUCUCGGCCGGAUGCUGCAGGAGGUGGCUCAUCAGAUCGAGCUUGCUUCCUCUGCGGACAACCUGGUCAUGUCAAAUCGGAGUGUCCAAACGCAGAGAGCAUGUCGAAAGGACCGAGUGGUGCCAACGCUAUGCCUUCUCUGAGACCUUUCGGCGCUCGUCCGAGCAACGACCACGAUCGAGACGAUUCUUUCCGAGAUCGAUCGAAUGGGGAGAGAAGACGGGAUCAAAGGCCGGGCGCUUACCGAGACGGACGAAAAAGAAGCGCGAGCCCAAGAGAGCGAUACGAAGAUCUAGAUUACGACAAGCGCCGGAGGAAGAGAGACUGA
Molecule: messenger RNA, 1347 nt
Organism: Mixia osmundae IAM 14324
Lineage: Eukaryota; Fungi; Basidiomycota; Mixiomycetes; Mixiales; Mixiaceae
Exons: 2
Coding region: 1-1347 (448 amino acids)
Biological process (GO): mRNA splicing, via spliceosome
Cellular component (GO): U2-type spliceosomal complex
Molecular function (GO): RNA binding; zinc ion binding
Source: RefSeq, a predicted model, not a curated record